AUGGCAGGCAGUUGGAGAAUCCAGCGUGGGACCUUCAAGUCAAAGGCUUGCCACGUGAUGGCAUUUUGUGUGGGCGGAGUUUUGUUGAUGGCCAGUGGCAAUGCCCUUCCUGAUCCAUCCAGAGACGAAUUUCUUAGGCAAAACGUGGCCGGGGAAGAAGGUCCUCAGCUAAACUUGCUAUGCAGAGUGACAUCCAGCGGUAGAGCCGGGGGCGACGCCCCCCUCAAAGUGACUCUGUCCGACGACCAACUCACCACAACGUUGCUGUGCGGCGACGGGAGCCAGGCGGUACCUACCGACCUAGAAACAGUCUGCAAUCCGAAGGAAGUCCAGACAGUACAGGACUGUCAAUCAAAUGGAACUGUCCAGCUGAAAACGCUCCUUGGUUCUCCGCGUGAUAUUAAAUGGUCAAAGCAGGGACAGAGUGGGAAUGUCAGUCAAUCACAAACAUGGGAGCUAACGCUUAGGGAGGAGGACCUUCCCUUCACCGACAAAGAGUUCUUUGUCGGCUGUCAGAAGGGGGCCAAGGGCGCCGGGCAGACAACAUGCAAAGUGGAUGUAACAGUAAAGGCCAGGGACUCCGAAAAGGACGACAAUGUCGUCACGUGUGCAUAUGGCUCAGAAAGCAACUUCGAAACCGUCGACGUAGAAGUGACACGGGAGCACAACACCCUGACAGUUGCGUGCGGCAAAGAUGGUACUAUCACACCGAAGGCGUACGACGCCUACUACUGCGAGGACGCUACUUUGAAACCGUGUGCGAAGAGCUACAAGGAUAUUCUGCCUGCGUUUCAAGAGACGUGGUGGAAGCAGGAAGGCGGGGAGAACGCACCCUUGAAGCUGACGAUCCCGAAGGAAGGUUUUCCGGCGGAGGACAAGACGUUUUACGUUGGCUGCUCUCCGAAGUCGUCGACCGACCCGGUGAAAGUUUCUCGCGGUGGCGAAGGAGAAACUGAUGCGACCCCCGCAAUUAAGGGUCCCACGACGUGCAAGGUGAUGGUGACCGUGAAGGCGGGUUCUGCUUCGCUUGCAGCUUCGGCUACGAAAGUGAUUUCCGUUGUAUUUGGAAUUGCCCCCUUGACUUGGCUUAUUACUGGAACCUUUUGA
Besnoitia besnoiti is the source of this 1107-nucleotide messenger RNA. Its product is annotated as SAG-related sequence. Lineage: Eukaryota; Apicomplexa; Conoidasida; Eucoccidiorida; Sarcocystidae. Gene Ontology annotation, cellular component: membrane. Bases 1 to 1107 code for a protein of 368 amino acids. The transcript has a single exon. The record is from RefSeq and is a predicted model, not a curated record.